Messenger RNA from Daucus carota subsp. sativus, 1264 nucleotides. Its product is annotated as GATA transcription factor 12. Gene Ontology annotation, molecular function: sequence-specific DNA binding; zinc ion binding. NCBI's taxonomy places the organism in Eukaryota, Viridiplantae, Streptophyta, Magnoliopsida, Apiales, Apiaceae. Gene Ontology annotation, cellular component: nucleus. The coding region runs from base 114 to 1043 and encodes 309 amino acids. Gene Ontology annotation, biological process: cell differentiation; positive regulation of DNA-templated transcription. The record is from RefSeq and is a predicted model, not a curated record. The transcript is spliced from 2 exons.
AGCCCUCUCUGUCUGUCCGCGCCUUGUCUUCUUCAAACACAAUUCAUCUCCUCCUUUAACUCUCUCCCUUUCUCUCUUUACUAUUUUCACUUCAUACCAUUACAUUACUCUCAAUGGAGGCCUCGGACAUGUUUGUCGGCAACUAUUUCGCUGCCGGAGAGCCGCAAUUCUUGUCCGAAAACUACUACUUUAACGGAAACCAGCAAGUAGAUAACAACAAUCAGUUCGCAAUUGAUGACUUGCUGCUUGACUUCCCGAAAGAAGACGAUGUGAUGAAUGAUGCCUUUUUCCAUAGCAUUGCCGCUGAUUCGUCGUCCCCUGUCACCGCGGUCCACAGCUGCAACUCUUCGGGUUCGGGCAACAUUAGCUCUGGCAGCUUCACUGAUGCUCAAUUCUCCGGCUCCGAACUCUGCGUUCCCUACGAUGAUUUAGCCGAACUCGAGUGGCUCUCGAGCUUCGUCGAGGAAUCAUUCUCCAGCGACGACAUGCAGAACCUGCAAUUUAUCCCUACAUCCGUGACAACCAACUACAAAAACUCCCCGAUUUUCAACGCUGAUGUUUCGGUCCCCGGAAAAGCACGAAGCAAACGCUCCCGCGCCGCUCCCUGCGACUGGUCCUCUCGGCUGCUCCACCUCUCCCCCGCCAAGGCCCAUCCACGGAGGCGCGAGAAUUCCGCCGAGGCAUCCGGCAGCGGCAGAAAAUGCCUCCACUGCGCCUCCGAGAAGACGCCGCAAUGGCGAACCGGUCCCUUGGGUCCCAAGACACUCUGUAACGCUUGCGGCGUCCGGUUCAAGUCAGGGCGCUUAGUCCCCGAGUACAGGCCCGCGGCGAGUCCUACAUUUGUCUCCGCCAAGCACUCGAAUUCGCACCGAAAGGUCGUCGAGCUUCGGAGACAGAAAGACGUCCGCGAAGCUCAACAGCAGCACCAGCACUCGCACCCGCAGCAACACCAGCACCAGAUGAUCAAUCAGAGAACAAUGUUUGGGGCAUCGAACGGUGAUGAAUACUUGAUUCAUCACCCUCAGUUCAAUCACAUGCUCUAGUUAGUCAUUGCCUCGGGGCCUAAACCGAUCACUACUAUUUUAACUAUAAUUUUGUAUUUCGAUUUUAAGCAGAACGAGAAGAGAAAAAAAAGAAAUUAAAUUAGGAAAAAAAGGUGGAGGGAGAAAAACUGUCAAUUAUCAUUACUUAAUUUUUAAGCUCUGUAACUGUCUUUAUCAUCGAUCUUUCUUAUAAAAUUCCAUUGCUUCUUCGUUGUUUUCUA